ACACUUUAACAAAUUCGCCCCUGCUGGUUGCAUUGCAACCUUUCAGGCCACACGGGUUCGAGACAUCACGGACUACCUCCUGGAAGUUGGUGUUCGCAACAUGGAGGAGUACUUGAAUUACGUGGCCGGCGCAAGUUUCUUCCUCAUUGGCAAAAAAUCUGCCACGCGCCAAGACCCAAGCGAGGCUGUCGUCCAGCUGGGUGUCUCCAAGAGUUACAAAGGCAGGCUGGCGAUCGCCUGGUACAGUGGCGAGGUGUACCACAGCGCCGUCAUCGCCUUGAACUUGGUUCACACGUCGCUGCUGCGCUGGACUGUGGGCGACGACACGGCGACCAUCAAACUCCGGGUGCGGCCCCAGAAGAACCUGGAGGAGUCGGUCGAGUACGACAAGGACUCGCCCGAGGUCAUCCAGCGGCAGUUGGAGCGUUUCGCGUUCGGAGCCAUGUCCCUGGCCAUGAUGACCGCUGCGUGCGGCCUCUUCCCCGUCGUAGACCGCAGGAGUGGCAGCCGCCAGCUGCAGCUGCUCACGGGCGUCUCCAUCCGCGUCUACUGGCUGGCCAACUUUAUCUUCGACUACUUCGUCUACGCAUUGUCCAGCCUCACCUUCUGCUCUACUAUGUUCCUCUUCUUCGGCGGUUUCUUCAUCGAGAUGAUGCGUCAGUAACUGUGAUUAUACCAUUUCCUCGU
Dermacentor silvarum is the source of this 687-nucleotide messenger RNA. RefSeq lists its product as uncharacterized. The transcript has 2 exons. NCBI's taxonomy places the organism in Eukaryota, Metazoa, Arthropoda, Arachnida, Ixodida, Ixodidae. The record is from RefSeq and is a predicted model, not a curated record. Gene Ontology annotation, molecular function: ABC-type transporter activity. Bases 101 to 664 code for a protein of 187 amino acids. Gene Ontology annotation, cellular component: membrane.